Arthroderma uncinatum is the source of this 4671-nucleotide messenger RNA. Its product is annotated as WD domain-containing protein. The transcript has 6 exons. Lineage: Eukaryota; Fungi; Ascomycota; Eurotiomycetes; Onygenales; Arthrodermataceae. The record is from RefSeq and is a predicted model, not a curated record. Bases 1 to 4671 code for a protein of 1556 amino acids. Gene Ontology annotation, molecular function: transcription factor binding. Gene Ontology annotation, cellular component: nucleus. Gene Ontology annotation, biological process: positive regulation of transcription by RNA polymerase II.
AUGUCCUCUGAGCACUAUGGAAUGCGGAUGUCGACAUCUUCGGGCUCGCGCUCAGCCUCUGGCGCCCUACUAGCGAGUCCCCCAAUCGAAUUAAAUAAUGAUCUUGACCCGUGCGCCGCGACCGCAUCUCUAUUCCUAUUCACACAAGGCCCGACUAUCGUCGCCAUACAUCAUGACAGCUUGGCUGUUGAUCGGAAGUUUCACCGUCAUCGAGACGACGUCCAGAUAAUAGCCGUCGACAAUGUUAGCGAAAGGGGGGCCGGCCGCUUGGUGGUUAGUUAUGAUAUUGGCCAUACCGCGAUAAUAUGGGACCUCUUUACUGGCCAAGAAGUUACUCGCUUUGCUUCAUUUGAGCCGAUCCGUGUCGCCGCUUGGUUGCGAAAUGGACAUGUUGCUUUCGGAAACGUCAAGGGUGAAAUCAUAUUGUUUGAGCCAUCAACGUCUGAACACAAAUCCGCUCGCACAAUAUUCGAUCCAAUAACUGCAUUGGCACCAACAGUGGAUUGCAAUACGUUUGCCAUAGGGUACCUUAACGGUUCGAUUCUAAUUGCGACUCUUCUACCAACGUUUACCAUUCUACAUACGCUCACAACCACUAGAGGGCCGUCGCCUGUAAUAUCCCUCUGCUGGCAUGCCUCGUCAACUAAGCAGAAAACCGAUAUGUUAGCAUCGCAAACUAUCGAUGGUGAUUUGUUUGUUUGGAGCGUAGCUAAGCAGCCCUCCGCGGAGUCACCUCGGGUUAUAAGAGCUUUGAAGAAGUCGGAAUCGAAUAAUUCCAGCCCCAAGUGGCUAGCUUGGUCAAAGAAUGGUCGUAUCGUUCAACACAACGAUGGGGAGAGCCUGGCAUGGGAUGUUAGGACCAAAAAUGUCUCCUAUGAAACCAUACCAACCAUCCAAGGAGUACAAGGAAUUGCAAAUUACGGACCUACCGCCACCCUUUUUACAUUGGGCCCGAACCACACUGUCCAGCAGUAUGAUGUAGCCAAUGCCACGAUGGUCGCGAAUGCCCAGCACCUUCCACAGAAAACUGAUGCACCGAUUGAGCAGCCGCCAGUUGCUGAGACUGCGCUAACGAUCGAGACUUUGGCAAAACACACGGCAUCGGAACAAAAGCAUAAAGGUCGUCCUUCACAGGGUUCCUUACCAGGCGUCGAAUCGAAGCUUGACUUGGUUCGUGCUGAGGCCUCAAAGAGCCCAGGAUCUGGAUAUAGCAUACCUAUUUCCAAUGGCUCUAGGCCUCGUAACCGCACACCAUAUGCGCCACGUCCUCCUGGAUCUAAUUAUAGCGGAACGGCAACCACGUUUUCCCUAGGGUCCCCCAGGCCAUCUAUUGCGGAAACCCUUCACUCAGGCUACUCAGCACGUUAUGCAGCAUCAGUAAACUCCACAGAGUCUACAAUGUCCAAGCUUCGCACUGUGUCUAUCCCUGGCAUCUGGGAUGACCCAGUUACCGAUCUCUUCCCGUAUAUACGUGCUCGGUUGAACAGUGUAUCGAUCAAUCCGUCUCGCAGAUUUGAUGACCCAAAUCUUGGGCCUGACGAACUGCGAAGACAAAUGUUGACUGUAGUGUUCGGAUGGGAGGGAAAUAUUGAAGACCUGAUACGGAGUGAAUUUAAACAACAUACUUAUGGCUCCCAGCAUUCUGCCAUUUUAGCAAGAUGGCUACUUCCGUCAGAUUCCAGCAUAAUGGCACCUAUGGUCGAGGCAUCGACCUCCUCAUAUGUUAACUGGAUGAUAAUAGCACUUAGCUUGUUGACAAAGAAGGAAGGGUCAAAAGAGCCUGGCCAGGCACUUGCGAAGAAGCUUUUAGCUUCCAACGAUCCUCAUGCAGCGGUUGCAGUGUUGAUGGGUAUUGGAGAAGGGGACCUCGCAGUUGAACUCUAUGUGUCCAGAAACCAAUUCAUGGAGGCUGUGCUAUUAAGCUGCCUUUUGACCCCAGCCGGAUGGUCCAGGCAAUCCUAUCUUAUCCGCAAGUGGGGAGAACAUGCGGCUACAAACUCCCAGCAACACCUGGCAUUGCGUUGCUUCUCUUGUACCGAAACUGCGGCCCCCGUAACCUGGAAAGGUCCAUCAACACAGACUCCCGUCUCUGGCGCACCUUCGGAUAACAACCAACUGGCGUCAUUCAACGCCCCGUCAAAUAACCUAUCUCCAACCUCUCGAGUCAAAAAUCAGUCCCUGAAGCUUAUAACUUCAUUUGGUUCAAAUAGCAACUCUACAUUCCAGUUCCCAGGUCUAGCGUCUGCUGAUAGAACCCCCACCAACAUGCCCGGUGUUACACCCAUUGAUACUGGGAUGGGUGAUCCUGUAUUCUCUCCAGGUGGCUUUAACAAUAGUCUACGACCAGGUGGCCAUCGAUCUCAGGGCGCAACUCCAGUCAGUCGGUCUCACCCUGCAGGCUUCGGGAGGGAACGACUUCCCUCCAUCGGCGAGUCACCAAACGACCCUACCCCGACAGUAUCGGCUCCAAGGACCGGUCUUCCCGUUGUUGAUCCAGCAUCUGAAGCUGAUAAGGAAAUCAAGGUUAUUGACGUGCCUGUAGCACCACCUACCUUGAAUCCAAACCCGACCACCGCAGAGACUCUAGAAUAUUUGACGCCAGCGAGAUACACGCCCCUUAACGAGUCCAUGAAGGAGAAGGAAACGCCCAUGACAGCCCUACCCCCUAACAGAACUUUAAGCUCUUCAUCCAACCGGGAAAGCAAACUAGAGGCGGCACUGGGUCAGAAAGAUCGUAGCACGAAUGGCUCACAAUCUCGUAAGCCUGACGGGCUACAGAUUCAGUGGCCUCCUGCCGAUGACCAGUCCUCGGAGGAUCAACCCUUGGAAGAUAUGUACUAUCGACUACCGUCGUCAACGCGCCGAAAUGCCGAAAGAAAUGAUGGCGUGAUGAGCCCGACUGCCUCUACUAGAAGUGCAAGAUCUGGCGCAAGUAUACCACUAAGCGCGAAGAGUCUGGACAAAUACAUCAGCAGUCUUGAUGGAGCUGGCUACCAAUCCCACAGACAAAAGCCACACAAGAAAUCUGGCUCAAGGGCAAGUUCAAAGGAUCCGAAUGGACGUGGGAGAAGCAAACAGAGAUAUAUUCAGCCUGCUAAAAGAUCACCGUCAUCGCCAAUCCCCAUGUCUCCUGAAGACGUUGCGCUCUACUCAUCUUCCUCCAGGGAUUACGUUGGUGUCCAGCCGCCAUCGCGAAAUGGAAAGAAGAGCAGCAGGAUGCGCAGUAACAGCCCUGGAGGCAGGAGUAGAGUAUCGGGCCGAAGCACAAGCAGACGCCGUGAUUUUGAUUAUGGACUUAGGUCGCCAGCUUCCCCUAUUCCCAUGUCCCCAGCGGGCGAUGGCCAUGACAGUGGUGGAGACCCCGACCUCAAAUUUCGCCUGUUAAAUGCUGAACGGAAACAGCGGUAUAAGUCAAGAGAACGAAGUGCAAACCGUCGUCAAGACCGCAGUAGGAGUGCACCCAGGAAUAUUUCAUCCGAGCAAAGAAAUGGGACAGAAAGGGAGAGUGACGUCGGCGGAGAAAUGGCCAACCGUUCUGAUCAGGCCUAUCAGUUUUACCCUUCCAACGACGAACAGUCCCAACCACAGCUCCCGGGGUAUGGCCUUUCCGAUAACCAGUUAGACGAAUAUGGCAGGAAACGAUCAGCAGCAGCGGAGUUGGAAGCUCGCCGCCAGUCGUUAGCACGCCGUCCCUCAGCUCCCCCUAUUCCACUUCCCGGAGAGACAAGUCUCAAUCAAAUUCUAUCUGGCCGACCGUCACCUUCACCAGGCCCCCAGAACCACGCUAGAUCCAACAGCUCGUUCAGUCAAAGAGCCAUGUCAAAAAGCACCGGACCUACCCCUUCUAAUCUUGUAGAACGUGUGCCAUUUACCGUACCAAUUGGCCUCCCGGCGACACCUAGGGCGAUGAGGCAUCCAAAGUACAGUUCUGGAUACAACGACUUUGAUGCGCCAGAGGUGCCAGAGGUGCCUGAAGUGCCGCCCCCAGAUGCCUUCUAUAGUUAUGAAAGAAGGCCGUCGUUCAAUAUCCCUCGGUCCAUGUCUGCCCCUAUUCCGGUAGAUGACGCGAUCCCAACUCAUCCUCACUUCCAGCGCCAGCUUCCAAGUAGCCGAACGAACCGAGCUGCGAACCAUAAACGGGAGACUUCCAACGAGGGCAUGUUGCUAGAGAAUUCUCGAGUGGAGAACCUCCGAGCGGAGCAUACACGAAUCACUUCUGGCCCGUUGCCGCCUCUUCUUCCAGAGCUGCAACAUUUGCAUGCUACCGCCACUCCUCCUCCGCCACCACCACCUCCCGCACCUCCAGCACGCCAGCCGCCGCCUCCAGUUGCUCCCAUGCACGGCGAAGCUUCUGUCCAGGACGAAGGGCGAAACUCGCUUAUUUCGGGUGUUGGAACGAUAAACAUUGCUAUUGACGAUUCACAUAGCCCAGCUGUUUUCGGUCCCCCCAACCCGGGAUUCCGAGCUGCAUCAUUGCCAGCGCACCAACAAUCAUUAAACCAGCUAGAGGGUGGCAUGAGAGCAUCCGCAGACCCUCACAAACGUGGCCGAAGUGUUAACGACAACGUGCACUUCAAAUUCCGCAACCUCACUGACCGCAUGCGAAGCACGAGUCGACCUCGAAAUGGGCGGUCUCCGGCCUCGGAACGGCAAGACCUCCCUGAUGCUUAG